Messenger RNA from Oppia nitens, 1338 nucleotides. Its product is annotated as serine beta-lactamase-like protein LACTB, mitochondrial. Bases 11 to 1303 code for a protein of 430 amino acids. The record is from RefSeq and is a predicted model, not a curated record. The transcript has 3 exons. NCBI's taxonomy places the organism in Eukaryota, Metazoa, Arthropoda, Arachnida, Sarcoptiformes, Oppiidae.
GUAUGAAACAAUGUUUAGUAAUUUGCAUAUUAUUAUACAAAUAGUGUUAUUAAUUGUUUGCACAAUUAGUUUGUGUAAAACUCGUCAAUCAAUUGAUGUUAACGAUGACGAUCGGUAUCACUGCUUAUGUCGUACCGAUAAUCCGGUUAAUAUUGAACUGUCCGUCAAUAAGUCAAUUGACUUAUUGAAGCAACAUAUGUCUCAUCAUAUGAUACCCGGUUUGGCUUUCGGUGUCAGCCGUUAUGGACGACAUAUUGUCAAUGAACCGAUCGGUUGGGCUGAUCUGGAAAACAAUGUUCCCAUCUAUAGAGACUCGGAGUGGCGAUUGGCUAGUAUUAGCAAAUCAAUUACCAGUGCACUCGUAGCCCGACUUAUUGAAGACAAUAGACUUAAUUUGAAUGAUUCGAUUUACAAGUAUCUAAAACCUGGAGUUUUUCCACGCAAACAAUGGAAAGGCCGAGAAGUGGACAUCACUUUAGGACAGUUGAUGUCACACACGGGUGGCACACGAGUCACUAAAAUACUCGACGACAGUGCAAACGUCUAUGAGUAUACAAAUGUCACCGAAUCUAUAGCCCAGUUCAGUCAUGAGCCGCUGAUAUCUGCACCGGGAACACAGUAUAACUAUUCAAACUUUGGCUGGCAAUUGGUGGGCGCUGUCAUAGAGUCGAUUACCGGUGAAAACUUUAACGACACUAUAAAUAAGUUUGUUAGAGAUAUACAUAUGCCGUCAACAUAUGCCGAAACCUAUGAGAUGUUGGUUAGGCAUCGGGUGCACGACUAUAUUAAAAGUGAUUCAGAAUAUUUGUUGCACCCGACGAAAAAUAAAUCGGAGUUACAUAUUAUGAACGCCAUGCUCUACGAUGACUUACUUGCAAUGGAGGCCCAGUGGCCGUGUGGCGCCUUAAUGUCUACUGUCGAUAAUUUAUUGACAUUUAGCGACUUUAUGCUCGAUAGCUAUAACAAUGUCAACCAUACUAAGCCAGAUCUUUUAAAGUCUGAAACAAUUAAACAAUUAUGGAAACCAAUUAUUGAUGCCUAUAGUGAUGACUUUGGUACACAUAAACAAGCUCAUGGUUGGCUAAUAAAUGAUUUGAAAAACCCUAUCCAAUGCACUAAUAAAUGUCAAAUGCCUUCAACAAUAAAGCGGGUUAUUUGGAAAUCUGGUGGCCUUACGGGUCUGACCACUAUUAUUAUGAUAUUUCCCGAACAGCAUAUUUGUGUAACACUAUUGACAAACAAUUCAGAUUUUGAUGAAUUCUAUGAGUCGGCACUUAUUAUUGGCAAACUAUUUAUGAUGUAAUUAAUACAUUAAAUAUAAUUUUAUUAAUCAUUAUU